AUGGCCGACACAGCUGAAGCUUCGGGAGCUGAUCACCAGCAGGAACCCACCAAGCGCAAUAGAGUGGUUGACUCUGUUGGGGAGAAAGCUCAAGAAGUCUUUAAGGAGGACUAUGCCCAGGCUCGAGAGCAUGUCACCAGCGCUGCCAAGAGCCGAUCCUACCUCUACCCGAUCAAGGGAAUUUUCUACUUCAUCUCCCAUCGCUCACUUUGGAAGCCAUUCGUCUCCAAGCUUGGUCCGCUGGUCCUCCUCUCUACCGGUGUCAUUGGUGGCAUGUUCUUCUUUACAUACUUGCCACAGCUCGCCGUACUAUUUUUCGUGAAUGGCCCUAUUGCGCCCUUCUCUGCCGUUCUGUUGGUUCUCAAUGAGAGUACCACCAUCAUCAACCUUGUGUCUCGCAACUACCUUCUUCAAGAUGCCCUUCUGGAUGUGUUUGAUGGUACACUCCUUGCCCGUGGAGAUACCCAAAUCGUGAGCGAGGGACGAGAGGUCAAGUCUGGGUCAGAUCCGAUGCAGAAGCUUGGCAAGAUCAUCAAGAGCCCCUUUGAAAAGUUCAGCCCCAAGGCCAUUGUCCGCUACGUGAUGUACCUGCCUCUCAACGCCAUCCCGGUUGUUGGUACGGUCAUUUUCAUCCUCAUUCAAGGUCGCACUCGAGGCAAGGGAGUUCACGGUCGAUAUUUCCAACUGAAGAAAUGGACGCAGCCCAAGAGAGAGGAUUGGCUUACCAAGAAUGUUGGCCCCUACACGGCAUUCGGACUAGUUGCCACUCUUCUCGAGAUGAUUCCUGUUGCUUCCAUGUUUUUCACAUUCAGUAACACAGUUGGAGCUGCCCUCUGGGCUGCUGAUAUUGAGGAUAAGAAUGCCUCGAUGACUGAUGGAACUGCCCCUACUCUGCGUGAAACCGCAAAAAAGGCCGAAUAA
This is a messenger RNA of Fusarium verticillioides 7600, 921 nucleotides long. RefSeq lists its product as hypothetical. The transcript has 7 exons. Gene Ontology annotation, cellular component: prospore membrane; lipid droplet; ascospore wall. The coding region runs from base 1 to 921 and encodes 306 amino acids. The record is from RefSeq and is a predicted model, not a curated record. Lineage: Eukaryota; Fungi; Ascomycota; Sordariomycetes; Hypocreales; Nectriaceae.